Molecule: messenger RNA, 1313 nt
Organism: Manihot esculenta (cassava)
Lineage: Eukaryota; Viridiplantae; Streptophyta; Magnoliopsida; Malpighiales; Euphorbiaceae
Product: chaperone protein dnaJ C76, chloroplastic
Exons: 9
Coding region: 122-1120 (332 amino acids)
Molecular function (GO): electron transfer activity; iron ion binding
Source: RefSeq, a predicted model, not a curated record
UUAAACAAAAAUAAAACUCCAAGCUCUCAGGGUUGAGCAAUCCAUAAACAAAAGCAAUUGCAUUUGCAUGCAUCGAUUUAGCAGACACUAAUAAAAAAAAUUAAAAUAAAUUAAAUGCAAAAUGGCUCAAUUGCUGUCUCCUGUGUGCACAGAUGUUCUUAAGAUUCAAAACCCAUUGAUGAAAACAGCUUCAAGAUCGCUUCCUAAGACCAACAACACUACUCCUUGGAGUUGGAACUGGAAGCGAAGAUCAUCAUCUGGCUUUGGCAGACUGAGAGUUGCAACUGAUGAUUCGCCGCCGGUGGCUGAUGACUACUACGCUGUUCUGGGUCUGCUUCCAGAUGCCACACCACAACAGAUUAAGAAAGCCUAUUAUAAUUGCAUGAGAGAAUGUCAUCCAGACUUGAGUGGGAACGACCCAGAAACUACAAAUUUCUGCAAGUUCAUUAAUGAAGUCUAUGCGGUGCUCAGUGACCCUGUGCAGCGCAUGAUUUAUGAUGAAAUUCAUGGCUAUGCAUUGACGGCAAUCAAUCCUUUCUUGGAUGAUUCUAGCCCUAAGGAUCACGCAUUUGUCGAUGAAUUUAGUUGCAUAGGCUGCAAAAAUUGUGUCAAUGUGGCCCCUGAUGUAUUUGGAAUUGAGGAAGACUUUGGAAGAGCAAGAGUGUACGGUCAAUGUGGAAACCCUGAAUUAGUGCAACAAGCAAUUGAGAGUUGUCCAGUUGAUUGUAUCCAUUGGACUUCUGCAGCACAACUAUCUUUGCUAGAGGAUGAAAUGCGCAGAGUGGAAAGAGUAAAUGUUGCACUAAUGCUUUCAGGCAUGGGGUCAGCAUCAAUAGAUGUUUUCAGAAUGGCAAAUUCUCGAUGGGAGAAAAGGCAAGCAAAAGUCUUGGAGCAAGCUAAAAUAAGGAUGAUGAGGCAAAAAAGUUCUGAUAAAACUGAUUCAUACUGGAGUGAUCUUUGGGGCAAGCCGAAAGACUACCAAAAAUCAGAGGAGGAAGUGAAAGAGAGAGCGAAAAGAGCAGCAGCUGCAGCAAGAAAAUGGAGGGAGUACUCACGGAGGGGCGUUGAUAAGCCUCCUACUUUUAAACUUCCAGAGACAAUGUCCAAUAACGAGAAAUGAUCAGUCUACUAAAUAUUCUCACGAGCUACUAAUCCCCUAUUCCUACAAGUAACAGAAAAAUUCAUAAGUCUACCUCAUGUAACCUUGUAAAGUUCAUGCUGAAACUUCGACAGUGUAUAUAUGAUUAAACGAAAUUCUAGUGAUUUUUUCAUAAAACGAGAAAUAAUUACAUGAUAAAUAUUCUAGUUUACUA